Molecule: messenger RNA, 1883 nt
Organism: Daphnia pulicaria
Lineage: Eukaryota; Metazoa; Arthropoda; Branchiopoda; Diplostraca; Daphniidae
Product: zinc metalloproteinase nas-6-like
Exons: 15
Coding region: 319-1695 (458 amino acids)
Biological process (GO): proteolysis
Molecular function (GO): zinc ion binding; metalloendopeptidase activity
Source: RefSeq, a predicted model, not a curated record
ACAUUCUAGGGUAAGGCUAGAGGGUAACUUUCAAAUAAACAGGCCGGAGAGGGCAAGUUUAGACUUGACAUUGCGUCAUGUUAUUCAACACGAAAUAUUCUCCUAUGAUGUGCUCCGCUCCCGGCUCCCCGUAUAAAAAGACCAUCUAUCCCUGCUACUCCGGCAGUUCAAAUUCUCUCUCGCAUAACAGGGCAUCAACCCCUCUGUGUAGUAAAAUUUUUCUACAGUCCACACAAUAUCCAAUUUUCAUAAAAUUCUAUAAACUUUGUAUUUACAUUUGAAAUUUACCAAUUGUACAACCUGAAACAUUGAAUCAAGAUGUUGUCGAUUUCUUUUGUGACUCUCUUGCUGAUCGCAAUCAAUUAUUACGGCAAAGAGACAUUGAGCGCUCCCAUGCCUGAUCAUGAUAAUGAUCUGAUUGACGAUACACUCAUCAAGUUUGAAAGCAGCAAUGAUCCGAUUGGAGAAAUACCUGGCGAAGCACUCAGCCCGGCGGAUUUCCAAAAUGCAGAGUUGUUGGUUUUGGAGCCGCUUUCCCAACUGGCUGACGUUAGUUCCAGGAUGGGUGGUCAAAAUGGCCUUUUUGAGGGCGACAUUGUCGGUGUCUUGAACCGAGAAACGGCUGCCGUAAGAGGACGACAAAAACUUGGGACAAAGAUGCACAAUGCUGUCGUCGACGUGACCCUCACUUGGCCAUCUGGCACCAUUCCUUACGUUCUUUCAGCCUCUUUCGGAAGGUACGAGCGGAGCGUAAUCGCCAAGGCCAUUCUAGAAUUUCACAACCAGACGUGCAUCCGUUUCGUACCUCGCACCAACCAGGAUGACUACCUCAACAUUCAGUCUGGAAAUGGAUGUAGCAGCAACGUCGGUCGUGCAGGAGGAGAACAGCAAGUCUCCUUGGGCAUGGGAUGUAUUUACGUCGGCAUCGUUAUGCACGAAUUAAUGCACGCAGUCGGUUUCUGGCACGAGCAAAGCCGUACAGAUCGUGACGAUUACGUCACAAUCCACUGGAGAAAUAUUAUCCAAGGGAUGGCUUUCAAUUUCCAGAAACACGACCAAGGCCGGAUCCAAUACUUGGGCCAAUCCUACGAUACAGGUUCUAUUAUGCACUACGACGCUUACGCUUUCGCCAAAGACCGACGCUAUCCGACAAUUACGUCCAAAAAGAACGAUGGCCAACAACUUGGACAGCGAGAAGGCUUCAGCAAUUCGGACGUCUUAAAGUUGAACCGGUUGUACCAAUGUGAAACGAAUUCGACUUCGUCGACCAUUCCACCUCUUGUCACUACGAAGGACUCACCUCUGGAAAACGCGACGGCCAAAAGUGGAUGUCUGGACGAACAUAAAUAUUGCAACAUCUGGGCGAAGAGAGGGGAAUGCGAGAGAAACUCUUGGAUGACGAGCCACUGUCGACCAUCUUGUAAUCAAUGUGAUGGCGAAUGUGCCAACUUGAACGACAACUGCAUCCGAUGGGCUAAAGGAGGGGAGUGCCAGAAGAAUGAGGAGUACAUGAAGAUUUACUGCCAAAAGUCUUGCCUUUUCUGUAACGAUGCAGCAGCAGCAGCUGCGACUUCUGCAAAUUCGGAAUGCGUCGACGACGAUCACUACUGUCCCGUUUGGGCGACCGAGGGAACUUGCAAGGCCAACCCGGGAUUCAUGCUUCUACACUGCAGGAAGUCAUGUGGUGAAUGUUAACACACACAAGAAACUUUCCUAAAAAGGACUCGACUGCGACGAUCAAGUCGAUGACAUUUUCUACCUUUUCCCUAUCAAAAGUAUCAAUGCUGCUCAACGUAUCGCGCCGUGCCACCACACCCACACCAGUUUGAUUUAGCUAUUCAACUUUUACUGUAUUCGAUUAUUGUACUCAAUAUAUUUUCGCA